Molecule: messenger RNA, 402 nt
Organism: Anastrepha obliqua
Lineage: Eukaryota; Metazoa; Arthropoda; Insecta; Diptera; Tephritidae
Product: larval cuticle protein 65Ab1-like
Exons: 1
Coding region: 31-348 (105 amino acids)
Cellular component (GO): chitin-based extracellular matrix
Molecular function (GO): structural constituent of chitin-based larval cuticle
Source: RefSeq, a predicted model, not a curated record
CCAACAGAAUAACAACCCUCACAUAGCAAAAUGAAAGCCGCCAUCAUCUUCGCCUGCCUUUUGGCCGUUGCCUUCGCUCGCCCCAAUCCCGAUGCUGAAAUCGUCAAAUUGGACUCUGAUGUUGGACCUGAAAGCUACGUAUACAAUUUGGAGACCAGCGAUGGUACCAAGAAGGAGGAAGCUGGACAACUGAAGGAUGUUGGCACUGAUCACGAAGCUAUCGUUGUCCACGGUAGCUUCUCGUGGGUGGAUGAAAAGACUGGCGAGAAAUUCACCGUCAACUAUGUUGCUGACGAGAACGGUUUCCAACCUCAAGGCGCUCACUUGCCCGUUGCCCCAGUCGCUUAAGUUGUUUGAAAUAAUGAAAAUUGUUUAAAUUUUAAAUUGGAAUAAAAUUAAAUG